Molecule: messenger RNA, 1912 nt
Organism: Sinocyclocheilus grahami
Lineage: Eukaryota; Metazoa; Chordata; Actinopteri; Cypriniformes; Cyprinidae
Product: sarcalumenin-like
Exons: 3
Coding region: 41-1663 (540 amino acids)
Molecular function (GO): GTP binding
Source: RefSeq, a predicted model, not a curated record
UAUAGCCUGAGAGGGGUCCUGGACAGUUCUGGCAGUCAAAAUGAGGCUUUACCUCCCUGUCUGCUGCCUGCUGCCUCUACUGGCACUCGCCACUGCAGGUAAGAAAACUGGAUUCAAAUGCAGGUGGACUGCUGAACUAAGAGCUGCAGAUGCAGUGGAGUCUGAGACUGAGUCGCUGGUGCCGUUCCAGCUGAAGUCUGAAGGCGAGCUGUUUAACUGCUGUGAUGGCACAGAGGAUAUAAGCCAGAGCUCCUCCAAUGACACUCCUGCACCAAACAGACCUGUGUGCCAACCCUGUGGCACUGGUGCACAUAUUGACACCACGGCCGAAGAUGUCAGCUCUGAGGAUGAAGAGGAAGAUGUUGUUUCAGAAGAGAAAUCUGAAGAGUUGAAUCAAGAGGAGACCUCUUCUGAAGAGAUAUUUGAGGAGGAGGCACAGGAAGGAGAGGCAGAAGCUGAGUUAGAUGAAUCUAAUGAAGCGGCGGUGGAUGAAGUUAUUGAGGAGGCACGUGAAGACGUGAAGGAGGAGGAGAUCUCAGAGGUAGACAGUGAUGUAGAGUCACAAAUAGUUGUUGAGGAAUCUGUGGAAGAAGACGACGAGGAACUUGCUCAGACUGAAGAGGAGGUAGUUGAGGAAGAAGAGGUUCUUCAGACUGAAGAUGAAACAGGUGAAGAAGAGGAACUUGCUCAGACUGAAGAGGAGGUAGUUGAGGAAGAGGAGGUUCUUCAGAUUCAAGAUGAGGCAAGUGAGGACAAGGAGAUUUCUCAGAUAGAAGACGAGGCAGAGGCAAUUUCUCAGGCUGAAGAGCCAGUGGAAGAUAAAUCAGAAGAGGUAAUGGAGGAAGAAAGAAACCUGGGGUACCCCUACAGCGACGUGUGCCAGUGGUUUAUCGACCGUGCCGAUCUCAUCUUCCUGGUGUUUGACCCAACCAAACUGGAUGUCGGUUUAGAACUUGAAAUGCUGUUCAGACAGAUGAAGGGACGCGAGUCACAGAUCCGUAUCAUCCUCAACAAGGCUGACAGUCUAACAACCCAGGACCUAAUGCGCGUGUACGGUGCCCUCUUCUGGAGCAUGGCACCUUUGAUUAACGUGACAGAACCACCACGUGUCUACGUGAGCUCAUUUUGGCCGCAGGAUUACGCUCCUGACACCAACAGAGAUCUUUUUAAACGUGAGGAGAUCUCUCUGCUGGAGGACCUAAAUCAGGUAAUCGAGAACCGGCUGGAAAACAAAAUCGCCUUCAUUCGGCAGCACGGCAUCCGCGUGCGCAUCCACGCCCUCCUGGUCGACCGCUACCUGCAGACGUAUUAUGAGAAGCUGGGCUGGUUUAGUGACCCACAUGAGGUUUUCGACGAUAUUGUCAGCGACCCUGACAAAUUCUACAUCUUCAAGUCCAUUCUGGCCAAGACCAAUGUGAGUAAGUUCGACUUGCCAGAACCGGAGGCGUACCGGGACUUCUUUGGAGUCAAUCCUCCCAGUGGCUUUAAGCUCCUCUCCUCAUACUGCAGCUGGUCAGGCGGAUGCCUGCUGGAGACGAUCGAGAAGGCCAUCACAGAUGACCUGCCAGCUUUGCUCAGCAGUCUGGCAGAGAAACGGGAAGCCAAGGCAGAAGCGGCUGCAGAAACCAAGGACAAACCCUCAAACCGCUGGAGGAGACAGUAACACAAGAAUGGUGGGAGAUGUGGGAAGUAUGGAAGAGUGGCACCAAAGCAAUGAAUGAGAGUAUAAGUGACACUUAGAUGAGAUUCACAUCAAUGGAAAGCCAGUUAAACACCGUACGUACAGAGUCUCUUACCACUCUGUAUAAAACAGACCUAGGAUUCGGUGUCCUAUUUUUCUUCCUUUUCUGUUAUUCUUUUUCUUCCUUGUUCUAAUUUAACUCAGCUAGCAAAUUUUACUUAUUUAUACUAU